Messenger RNA from Taeniopygia guttata (zebra finch), 2487 nucleotides. Lineage: Eukaryota; Metazoa; Chordata; Aves; Passeriformes; Estrildidae. The record is from RefSeq and is a predicted model, not a curated record.
GACGCUUGGGGGAAGGGAUUCCUUCCAACCUGAGCCACUUUGGGUGGCCUGGGGGUGCCCCCAGGGCAGGGGGCAGUGUGUGCAGGGGCCCUUUGUGACACGUGCAGCAUGGUCACCAUGGCAUGGAACAGUGUGUCCAAGGGCCCUUUGUGACACGUGGUGACAUAGGAGCUGACAGUGACAGGACCAUGCCACAGUGCUCCGAGCACGCGACAGGACAGGACGGGACAGAGCAGUGCUGUGAGGAGUCCUCGCACAGCGCACUCGUUCGUGUCUGACCCAGAGAUUUCUGAGGCGUUACUCCUGCAGCUGACCUCAAGGCCAGACCACAGGACUUGCUGACCUGUGGCCUUCCUGAGGCUUCUCUUCUGCAGGUGCCCUGGAGGGCAGAGCAAGGGACUUGGUGCCCUGGAGGCAUCUCCCAUCCCUGCCACCAGUGCCCUUGAGGCAAGAGCACAAUCCUUGACAGGAGUCUCCUGUCCUUGUGGCAGGAGCCCUCGAGACCAGAGAGAAGGACUUGCUGUCCUGUAGCCUUCCUCAGGCUUCUCUCUUGAAGGUGCCUUGCAGGCACGAAAGCAGGACUUGCUGACUCGGAGCUUUUCCGAGGCAUCUCUCCUGCAAGUAGCUAUAGAUCCAGUCACUGACAUGGAGCAGAAACCCCUAAGAGUGCCCAAGCUGGCCGGGGUGGAGGAAGAGGACAAAGGCCCUGGAGCUGCCCCAGGGCAUGAGACUGAAGAGGUGGUGCCAUUCAAGCAGCUGCAGGAGGAUGCAGCCCUGGAGCGGACACAAGAACAGGAACCCGCCCGUGGCCGCUUCCGCAGAACAGCGCAGACCAUCCGUCAAUUCAUCACGUGCAUUUGGCAGGAAGAGAGCACAGGUGUGGGCACCGGGAUCUUGGCAAGCUUUCACCUCUUCAGUGCCGAGACCAGUGCUGCCAUGCUGGAUUUGCUGGUGGAGAAGGGUGUCUCCAAUGCAAAGCAAGUGCCAGCCAUGGUGAGGUACAUCCACCGGUGGCUCACGGCCAACGAGUCUGCUGAGCACAGGCUGGACAAGGCCCUUCUGGAGCUGACCAAGGAAUACCCCUCUGACGUGCUGAUCACUCUCUUGCGCUGGGCCCCAUCGUGUGACAGAGCUGCCGUGACCAUGUGGGGGACCAUCAUGUCCUCGAGCAGGACCGCGGAUCCGGCGCUGCAGAUCCUCCUCGAUGUGCUGAGCGCCUGGCCAGAGGACAGCGUGUACACCUCCGAUGGGGACAGCACAGGGGUCUUUGCCCUGGCUGCAACAGUAACAAUGUGGAGGGUCUUCAAUCUGACCUGGUGCCCACCUGUAGUGCAGGUAUAUUUCCCCAAACUCCUUCUGCGUCUGCUCUUCCAAGCUUACAUCAGCACGCUGGAUAUGCCAGAAGAGGUGGAUACCUUCUGGAAGAGAUGCCAGGAGCAACACGACCUUGCUGCCCACCCCAACAGCUUUGCACUGCAGACCCUGAAGGCCCUGCUCUGCCAAAUGCAGUACGAUGACGUGGUGGUAGCAAUGGAACGCAGGUGUGCCUGGAACAUGCUGCUCUGUGCCCACACCCACCACUAUGCAGUGGGUCUGCUGGCCAGGGAGAUGCGCCGUGUCUCCAUCAUCUGGCGCUGCAGGAUCGCAUCCUGCCUCUUUGACCUACUCAGCCAAGACAUUUCAGACUGGGAACUGCCCGCCCUGACGUUCCUGGUGGAGGUCCUGGACUGCCUGGACUUGAGUGAAUGCGGUGAAAAGGUCCUGCAGAUCAUGACAAGGCACCUGAAGAGACGGUCCAGAGAGAUGCGUCGCGUGGCACUCAGAGGCCUCGUGGUGCUCAGCCAGGACCCCUCGAUGAACCAAAGAAUGUACAGCCUGACUGAAAGCCUUGGCAACCUCCUGCGGGCCGUGGAUGAAGACAUUGUUGAGAUGACCCUCGUUGUUCUCAGCUCUCUGCUCUUCAACAAAGAGAUAGCAAUAGCCAGCCCCAUCGCCCUGCAGCUGGCUGAGGCGCUCUGGCAACUCUUCGACAAUGACAACAGCCUUGUGAAGCUGCUCUCCGUUCGCCUCUUCCAAGAGGUGAUGAACUUGGUGGUGGCCAAGGGAAAAAAGCCCCUGAAGAAGCAUGUGAGGCAGAGCCUGCUCCCACUCUUCUUCAACUGCCACGAUGAGAACUGGGGUGUGGCACAGGCCUCUCGGGAAACGCUGCUUUCUGCAGUAAGGUUCCUGAAGAGAAGGGAUCUUCAGCACCUGGUGAACACAGAUCAGAUGUGGAGCUUUGCUGAGCGCUUGGUAAGGACAGCCCAGAAGCCCCAGCCCCAGCCUGGAGAAGCCGCCUGCCCACGGUGCCCAGUCUGUGGGGCUGGCAGCUGCAGCCCCUGCCCAGUGCUGCACGCAGGGGCACCGGCCGGCGCCCCACACGCCGCUGCCUUCCCGGGGCCACCCGGGCUCUGCUCCAGGCUCCUCUGGCCCCAAGCCCGGCGCUGA